GUAGUGAAGAUGUCUGGCACUGACCCCGAGUGCCCCCAGUUCCUCUUUGUGAAGGUGCUGGCAAACUGGGGGCGGCUGGAGGCAGUGACCCAGCAGAUGGGCUACCACCCACAGUACCUUGACAGCUUCCUCAAGACACAGCACUACCUGAUGCACAUGGAUGGUCCGCUGCCCUUUGACUGCCGGCACUACAUUGCCAUCAUGGCAGCUGCCCGGCACCAGUGCCGGUACCUGGUGAACCUGCACGUCCUGCAGUUCCUGCGGGCAGGGGGAGAUCCCCAGUGGCUGCGUGGCCUCGACUUCAUCCCUCCCAAGCUCCGCAACCUCAACGAGAUCAACAAGAUCCUGGCACACCGACCAUGGCUCAUCACCAAGAAGCACAUUGAGAAGCUGCUGAAAAUCAGUGAAUGGAGCUGGUCGCUUGCAGAGCUGGUGCACGCUGUUGUCCUCCUGGCACACUGCCAUGCACUUGCCAGCUUUGUCUUCGGCUGUGGCUGUGAGCAGGACGAGGGGCUGGGGGGCCGAAGCUCGCUGAAGCCCUUGUCACCUAGGAACCAGUGCUUCUGUGAAGCCACCACCGGCAACGGCUGCAGCCAGGAGCUGCUGCGCAUCAACCGCAAGCGGUCCCUGGACUCCUGCAUGGAGCUGGAUUCUCUGCGGGAACGCAUGCAGCGGAUCCACGUGGAGACUGAGGGCAGGGAGGAGAUGAGGCUGCUGCAGCAGGAUCGAGAGGAAGGGCUCCCCCCUCUUGCUGAUGCCGAUGGGGAGAUCACCAGUGCCACCAAUCUCGCAUGCUACAUGCAGGACCCUGACUUUGGAUACCAGGACUUUGCCCGGCGCGAUGAGGAUCAGACGCAGGUAUUCAGAGUCCAGGAUUACUCCUGGGAAGACCAUGGCUUCUCGCUGGUCAACCGUCUCUACUCUGACAUCGGGCAUCUCCUGGAUGAGAAGUUUCGGAUGGUGGAUGGUCUGCAAAGCAGUGCCAUGGCCAAGAGGCAGGGCUGUGAACCCUCUGUCUUCAAGCGGGGCGUCUGGAACUACAUCCACUGCAUGUUUGGCAUUAGGUACGAUGACUAUGACUACGCAGAGGUGAAUCAGCUCCUGGAACGAAUGCUUAAAGUUUACAUUAAAACUGUAACCUGCUACCCAGAGAAGACAAACUCAGAAAUGUUUGACAGGUUCUGGAAGCAGUUCAAGCACAGUGAAAAGGUCCACGUGAACCUGCUCAUCCUGGAAGCCCGAAUGCAGGCAGAGCUGCUGUAUGCGUUGCAGGCCAUCACCCAGUACAUGAUCUCCUAGACAGUGGGGAGCUGCACUGCGGCAGGGCCAGGCAGCAUCCUCUCUCCCUGGACUCAUGUGUGACCCAUUAUGCUGGCACAGACAGCAUGGGAUUACUCAAUUUAGUUUUCCUGACUGUUUUGUUCCCUCUUCUUCCCUCCUUCACCCCUUGUGGGGCUCACUGGAUGGCCCCGUUACGUGCAAUUUACCAAACUGUGAGGCAAA
Messenger RNA from Merops nubicus (carmine bee-eater), 1503 nucleotides. RefSeq names its product sestrin-3-like. The annotation marks the transcript as partial. Gene Ontology annotation, molecular function: oxidoreductase activity, acting on peroxide as acceptor; L-leucine binding. The record is from RefSeq and is a predicted model, not a curated record. Lineage: Eukaryota; Metazoa; Chordata; Aves; Coraciiformes; Meropidae. Gene Ontology annotation, biological process: negative regulation of TORC1 signaling; cellular response to leucine starvation; positive regulation of macroautophagy. Gene Ontology annotation, cellular component: nucleus. The transcript is spliced from 8 exons.